Messenger RNA from Fundulus heteroclitus (mummichog), 2854 nucleotides. Its product is annotated as noelin-3. Gene Ontology annotation, biological process: signal transduction. Bases 454 to 1839 code for a protein of 461 amino acids. The record is from RefSeq and is a predicted model, not a curated record. The transcript has 6 exons. NCBI's taxonomy places the organism in Eukaryota, Metazoa, Chordata, Actinopteri, Cyprinodontiformes, Fundulidae.
CGACAAAAACGCAGCAGCAUCUCAGCACCACCUUCUUAUUUUCCGCUGAAUACAACCAGCUGCAACUUUUGUCGCUGCGCAGCUGCCCGCGGAUCCUCCUCACACGCGCAAGCUGGGCUCGUUUAAAGCCAAGCCUGGCGGCCGGAUGAUGUCACAUCCGUGGAGUAGGGUCCUCUGAACGAUUAGCUGGGAUCUUCGCCGCAUGCGUGCCCACAAACUUUUCCGCUCUGCCUGGAUGCGAGGUUUCUCGCCGCUCGGCCGGAUGGCACGCGUGACGGGCAAGAGUGGCUGGACGCGCCGCCCUCCUCCUGCUUCCCUGGAAGUCCCGGUUUUUACCACAGAGUAGCGGACGCGGCGGUCAAGGCGCACGGAUACAAAAAGCUGGAGAAAAAAAAAAAAAAAAAAAAAAAAAGCAACUUGUGAUUUUUGUGUAAUCUGGGGUUGGCGAGGCCAAUGUGGAGCAGAAUGCGGUCGCUCUCCGUGGUUCUGAACCCACUGCUGUUCCUGCUGCUGUUCGGAUACUGCCCUACGGCGACUAUCAGGCCAAAGGAGGGUUGGCAGGUGUACAGCUCAGCUCAGGAUGCAGAUGGGCGCUGUAUCUGCACAGUGGUGGCACCUGAACAGAAUCUCUGCUCCAGAGAUGCCAAAGGCAGACAGCUCCGCCAGCUCCUGGAAAAGGUACAGAACAUGUCACAGUCAAUCGAGGUGCUGAACCUGCGGACGCAGAGAGACUUUCAGUACAUCAUGAGGAUGGAGAGCCAGAUCAAAGGGCUGCGGUCAAAGUUUCGGCAGAUCGAGUCGGACAGGAAGACCCUCGUCAACAAAAACUAUCAGGAGCUGAAGGGGAAGAUGGAAUCCCUGCAGCCACUCAUCCCUGUCCUGGAGCAGUACAAGACAGAUGCCAAGCUAAUCUCCCUGUUCAAAGAGGAGAUCAGAAACCUGUCCAGUGUGUUAAUGGGCAUCCAGGAGGAGAUGGGAGCCUACGACUAUGAGGAGCUGCAGCAGAGGGUCCUGAACUUGGAGAACAGGCUCCACAGCUGCAUGAACAAACUCACAUGCGGCAAGCUGAUGAAGAUUACUGGGCCACAGACGGUGAAGACUUCAGGAACCAGAUUUGGGGCUUGGAUGACGGAUCCAGUGGCUUCUCCUCAAAACAACAGGGUUUGGUACAUGGACAGCUACACCAACAAUAAGAUAGUCAAAGAGUAUAAAUCCAUCAGUGACUUUGUGGCAGGAGUUGAAUCCAGAACCUACAACCUGCCUUUCAAAUGGGCCGGAACCAACCACGUGGUCUACAACGGAUCUCUCUACUACAACAAGAUGCAAAGCAACAUCCUGGUCAGGUACAGCUUUGAGACGGGUCGCGUCAUAACACAGAGGGCGCUGGAGUCGGCGGGCUUCCACAACGUCUACCCGUACACAUGGGGAGGCUUCUCAGACAUCGACCUCAUGGCCGACGAGCUGGGCCUUUGGGCCGUUUACGCCACCAACCAGAACGCGGGGAACAUCGUCAUCAGCCGGCUGAACCCAGACACCCUCCAGAUCCUCGACACGUGGAACACAGAGUACUCCAAGAGGAACGCCGGUGAGUCUUUUAUGAUCUGCGGGACUCUCUACAUCACCAACUCCCACCUGACAGGUGCCAAGGUGUACUACGCCUACUCCACCAAAACGUCCACGUACGAGUACACAGACAUUCCCUUUCAUAACCAGUACUUCCACAUGUCCAUGUUGGACUACAACGCCAGGGACCGCGCCCUUUACGGCUGGAAUAACGGCCACCAGGUCCUGUUCAACGUUACGCUUUUCCACAUUAUUAAAACAGAGGAUGACUCUUAAAGACACUGUUUGCAUUGGAGAAAAAGGAAAAAAAACUGAUAGGUUGUGCCUAAAAAUGUUCAGAUUAAUUUAUUCGACCCUUAAUUUAUUUAAUUUUCCUUACUAUGUAACUUUUUAUUUGUUUUGCCUUUAUUCACUUACAUCACCUUACCUCUUUUAACAUUAAACUUUAAUUUAUUGCUGUAUACUAAUUGUCUAAUUAACAUACAUUCUGCAGAUGAAAUUAACAACGUGAAAAAGAUGAAACUUGUCGAUUUUUUUGACACCUACAACAUCCCUUGAGUAGUUCUCGUGGCUUCGGUUCCUCUCUGAAAUGAAGGCUUUUUAAAACGAAUUUAAUCUUCUUAUUUAUAAUCACUCUCUCCUGCAGUAAGCCCAUUCAGUUAUCCUCGCUAAUUUAAUUGAAUAAUCUUUGACAGUAAUCACUGAUUGUUUUUAUUCUUUCCUUGCCAUUAACUCAUUAUGUUAAUCUGAGUUAUUCCUGCUUUUCACUGCCUGCACUUAGCUUUGUAUUCUUUCCCAUCUCAGCUUUUGCACUUGUGACAAGAGAAUACGAAAUGUGUGGAUGGGACCAUAAUGCACCUGUACAGUUAAUGUACUUGGCUGUUUUUUGUGUUUGUGUGGGGAUCAUGUGGCCGUCGUGGUCACUGGAUAUCUUGAAGCACCAAGUCAAAGUACUUAGCGAACACUAAUAUCUGACUGCCUUUAACUUAGUACUCUGAUACAUUGUAGCUUUUUUUGGUAACGUUAGCAGCGGUUUGUAUGCCUUAUUUUACGUAGUUAUGUUCUGUGAGCUGAAGGAUAACACUUCUUGCGCAUGAAUGUUGGCUAUCCUGAUGGUGUUUUUACUGUAACUGUGUGUGUUUUGUAAUUGCAUUACACUGCAUUCUCCUCCAAUGAAGCUAUUCUUGUCAUGAUCUAGUUUUACACAUUGCAGUAGUUUGGUUUGUUAUGUACUUGUUUGUGUAAAUAAGAUGGUGUCCAUAAGCUAAUAAAAAUUUUGUUUUCAUUAGGA